Messenger RNA from Ctenocephalides felis (cat flea), 702 nucleotides. RefSeq names its product E3 ubiquitin-protein ligase UBR4-like. The transcript has 4 exons. The record is from RefSeq and is a predicted model, not a curated record. Lineage: Eukaryota; Metazoa; Arthropoda; Insecta; Siphonaptera; Pulicidae. The coding region runs from base 1 to 702 and encodes 233 amino acids.
AUGGCUGCUCAUAGUGGAGGUGUUGAAUGGACUUCAAUUGUGAAAUCCAUUUUAUCUGCUAGUUUCGGUUGUUUUACGAAAUCUGAUUUAAUAGAACUUUGUAAAGCUAUUAUAAAAAGCGAAAAUGAAUUAUUAGAUCACGACCCGGCGUAUGAAACUUUUUAUUUAGCUUUUGCUUCAUUAGCAGCAGACUACAUUAGUUCAAAAUGUAUUUUGGUGGCAAAAAAUCAAAUACCUUUGGUGACACAAGCUUCAUCCAUUUUGGCAAAUUAUGUAUUACAACAGUUGAGACAGUAUACAACUCGAGGAGAAACUGUUCUUACAUUAAAGCAAAUGCUUUCUCCGCUGGUAUCUCUAUGUGCUGGCAAUUCUUCUAUAACAUCUUCCGAACUUGUAGUUCUCACUGCAAUUAUGAAAAAUGCUCAAAUACCUGAACAUAUUAAAUUCACCAUAAGCACUGAAUAUGAGAAAGAUACAUCUAAACAGGAUGCUACAAAGCGUUCCAGAACUGAUUUAGCUUCAUCUAUAAUAGAGCAGUUGGGCAUGCCUCUUAAUUCAUUAUUACAUUCAGAGUCUUCAACUGCAAAUGUCCCAAGCGGUCAAAUAUCACAAAGUACUGCUGAUGUAGCAGAUAAAGAAAAUAGUGAUGAAGCUGAUCAUCAUAAUGAAAUAAGGGUAAUUACAUUUAUACUAGAAAUUUAG